UGAACAGUAUGUUUGUCAUAGGCUGCACAGCAAAAAUACAAGAGGUAUCUGGCAUAAUUUAGCUCUAAUAAUUAUGCUAACAUAACGACUAUCAUUUUCAAUACAUUUGGUCAAUAGAUUUACUUGAUGAUAUAUACACCUAUAAUCAAUAAAUAAUUUACAAUAAUUAUGUUUAAUCUCACAACUCAAAUGAAGACCGGAGGUAAACAAGGCUUCAGCUCACUAACCACCUUCAUCUUUUCGUAGUGUGCUGGCUCAGUCCUAACGUAAGAGCCUGGUGACAAAGAGUUUACUGCAUGCUUUUAUUUUAUUAAAUGGGAGGAAACGGAGAAGGAAUGGGGAAAUAAUGGACCAGUAACUCUGCGUUUCGGGCUGGAGAACAGUAGCAAGCAGCAGCAACAGCCCUGUACGAGGUCUCUAGCCGGUGUCUGUCAUUACAAGCUGUGAAUUCAAAUGGCAGAGCUGUCAAACCUCGUUUCGGCUGAACGUAUUGGAGAGGUGUUUGAGAAUGUUUCAUGGUGGGAAAUGAAGACCCAUUGAACUCAGAUAAACGGAAUAAAGUUUUACAUUGGAUUAUAUUUAAUCGAUUUUAAAGGUGGGAUGUUAUAGUCCGAGUUCCUUGGAUAUCUGAGAGACAUUGAGGAACCAGUGCCACCAUGGACUCCUGGGUGUUCCCCUCCUCGCUCCCCAACCUAACCGAAGAACCCCUGAUGUACGACAGCUUUAUUCUGGGCAACGAGUCAACGGAACCCAAUGGUACCUAUACGGGCGACAACACGUUCAACCAGACCAGCACCAUGGUCAUCACCUUCCUCUACUUCCUGGUGUGUGGUAUCGGUCUCUGUGGCAACGCCCUUGUGAUCUACGUCAUCCUGCGCUACGCCAAGAUGAAGACGGUCACCAAUAUUUACAUAAUGAAUUUGGCAGUCGCAGAUGUUCUGUUCAUGUUGGGCUUACCGUUCAUCGCCAUUCAGCUGGCGCUGGUCCACUGGCCGUUCGGUGCGGUGCUGUGCCGCGUGGUCAUGACCGUGGACUCACUCAACCAGUUCACCUCCAUCUUCUGCCUUAUGGUCAUGAGCAUCGACCGCUACCUGGCCGUUGUGCACCCCAUCCGGUCCACCAAGUGGCGCAAGCCACGUAUGGCCAAGAGCAUCAACCUGGCGGUGUGGGGGGUGUCACUCCUGGUCAACCUGCCUAUCAUAAUCUACAGCGGUUUAAUCACCAAGCACAACAGUUGCUUCUGUACCAUCGUGUGGCCGGAGCCUGAGGAGGCCUACUACACCGCCUUCAUGUUCUACACCUUCGUCCUGGGUUUCUUCCUCCCGCUCAUGGUCAUCUGCCUGUGUUACCUUCUCAUCAUCAUCAAGGUCAGUCUCAUGGUCAUCUGCCUGUGUUACCUUCUCAUCAUCAUCAAGGUGAAGUCGUCAGGGAUCCGUGUCGGAUCCACUAAGAGGAAGCGCUCGGAGAGGAAGGUAACCCGCAUGGUGUCCAUCGUGGUUGCCGUGUUCGUCUUCUGCUGGCUGCCCUUCUAUGUCUUCAAUGUGACAUCGGUGACAGGAACCAUCUCCACCACGCCCUUCCUGAGGAGCACCUUUGCCUUCGUGGUGGUCCUGGGUUACGCUAACUCGUGUGCCAACCCCAUCCUUUACGCGUUCCUGUCGGAGAACUUCAAGAAGAGCUUCCAGAACGUUCUGUGUCGGAAGAAGGUGGGUGGGCUGGAUGUGAUUGAGCGCAGCGACAGCAAGCAGGACAAGUCGCGCAUGAUGAAUGACCCCACGGAGACUCAAAGCACGCUACUCAAUGGAGACCUGCAGACCAGCAUUUGAAGCUUGUUAAUUCUAAUUGCAUCCCUUAUGUGUGAUCUAUACAGACAUCUUUGAUUUCACAUCAACUCUCCCUCAACCUCACAAGCUCAUCACACACAAACAAAUAAACUAACAAAACGCACACGCACACACACACACACACACACACACACACACACACACACACACACACACACACAGAGAGAAACAAACACGCAGGUGUUUCUGCAGGUGGAAUCGGUCAUCCUGACCUGUUAUCAUACCCUAUGAACAGCUCACAUAGGGAGAGUGAUUGUAGUUGAUCUCAUGGUGUGAUAUUUUGUAAGCAUUUUCUUCUCCCUGUGGACGAGAUGAAAAAAAUGCCAAAGGAACUAAACCCUCAUGGUGUCUGCUCCUCAACGGCUGUUAUCAUGUUCUUUAUGUCUCAUAUCUCUGUUUACCAACUCUCGCUUUAUGUUCUCAAAAGACAUACAAUGACAUGACAUGACAUUGGGUUUUCCUGGUCGUAAAACCCAUACAUUGGGAUAUGUUCAUAAAGGAGAGAAUACAAACUGUAGUUGUGACUGCUCUCUGGUGUUUGGGUGGAUAGCUGAAGAUGUGUCCUGAGUGUAUUGACACUGGUGGACAGUGACAGGAUCAUGUGAGGACCAGAACAGGGUUGUGUUCAUUAGGCCCCAAACGGAAGAAAAGGGACUGAAACCAGGAAGUGCUACCUGAAAUUGUCUAAUAAGAAACAUGCGUUUUCCGCUGCAGAGCAUUUUGACAUGUCCCAGACUGUUACCUACGGUUACUGAUUGACAGCAGACGAGACUUAACCAUGGAGAACAAGGAUUCUCUGCACAUAUGUUUACACUAGCAGGGUGAACCACCACCUCAAUCAGUCUUUGUCACAUUGUCCCGUAGCCAAGAUAAAUAGCAGACUAGGACGUAGGAAGUAUGCCAAAGUGAGACUAGGACUACAGCAGACUCACUGUGUGCACAUUGUCUGUUUACAAAGAUUGUGUCCAAAAUGUUGGGCAGAAUGUGGAAUUAGUAACAUGCCUCUAUUCUUAGAUACUGUAUUACUUAACACAACAGUGAGCAGCAGGCCACAUCACAUCUGGAUCACUACACCAAGGUGUAGUUUGGUUAUCUAAUGACUUACUACAGAAAGAGGAGUAAGGUCUGAAAUGACAUAAAAACACAUGAUAUCCCACAUGGGUAAUUUGCUGGCACAAGUCCUGCUGAGACUUAUACUGUCCAAAUAUGGACUCCGUAAAGUCGGUUUAACAUUAUGGUUGACCUUAGUGGGGUUUUUAACCUCAGAAAGACACAUAUAUGCUGUGGACAAAUAUUCAUCAGUGAGUCAUGGACCUACAGCAUACAGCUGAACAGAGUGACAGAGUUGGAAUCACAUGACCUAAUGAUGACUGUAUGAAGUCCCCUGAUAACUAUGAAUGCACCCUUACUAUGUAAUUGAACAGUUUCUCUGUGUGUGUGUGUGUGUGUGUGUGUGUGUGUGUGUGUGUGUGUGUGUGUGUGUACACGUGUGUGUGUGUGUGUGUACUGUACACAGUGUUUUAUUUGAUACAACAUUCAGUCCAAGGCCAUGAUUAGUAGAAGUGUAGAAUGAGUAGAUAUUGUCCCCAAUAUGUGUACCAGGUGACCUCACCAGGAAAAACUCAGGGCCCAAAUUAUAAUUCUAGCCCAGAGUGUUUCUUGGUCGGGUUAUUAUAAUUCUAGCCCAGAGUGUUUCUUGGUCAGGUAACAUGACCAGUAAGGGUGCAGAGUCCUACUACAGAGAUGAAUGUUGACAUUUUGUUAUAUUGACGGUAUUAGCAUGGCAUCGACCAAGGCUAAUCACUAACCAAACUGCUGCUAGACUGUAUAGACUCCAAUGUGUGCUGUAAUUGUCAAGUCAACAUUGUCAUGUCGUGGUUGAGAAUCAUUUAAUUCAUUUUUCCUCCAAGCUGAGUGGCCGCUGUUUGAUAGUUUAGAUAGCAAAGACAAUGCAUUUUUCAAUCCUAUUGUCCAGUCCUAUUUGAAACCAUCCCUGGUCACGUUUCACCUCAUUCAUAAAUUGUUGCUAUUGCUGUUAUGUUGCAGUUACAGAAAAUAAUGUCCAAGAAAGACCCGUCUUUGCUUCAGCAGGUAUUGAAUACUGUAGUGGUCUUCUUUGCUGUAAAUUAAGCAGCGUUAAUCUGUUUCUCCAUCAAGCAUAAUUUCUUCAAAGCCCAAAGAACAAAUCCACAGUCUGAUCAGUUACAAUUCAAAAUGGCAGUCGUCAGAAACACUACAGGUCAUGCUACAAACACCGAUAAAUCUCCACCGCAUCGUGGAUUCAUUAUUUGAAAUAGUUACCCUUAGUUUGGCAGCUGUUUGACCUGCAUCUGACCCACAUUUCAUAGCUGGUCUUCAGGCUUGCCGAGUCAUGUUGUGUUUGAGAUGCUGAGCUCAUCACAGGCUACCCAGGCCUAGGGCGGGACAAUCACCCACAUACCCCUACUAUUUCUGAGAGGUCAAGUCUACUCAUCCCAGGCCACCCAUGCAGGCCCAGGGCAGGACAAUCACCAACCUGUCCCACACUGGCACAUGGAGCAUUACCACUGGGCACACACUAGUUCAAUCAACAUUGUUUCCACGUCAUUUCAACGUGGAAUAGACAUUGAAUUGACCUCCGUUCCCAGUGUGCCCUCGCUUUGGGAGGUCAGAGGUCACGCUGAGGUCUCCAGUCUGAGCGAUGUGAAUUUGAGAAGGGCUAGAAAACAUUGUAACCCUACAGGGGUGCAGCAGUGUUCAUUCUACUCCCCAUCAUCAUUACUCCCUAAAUCUCACAGGUAUAACCUGUGGAUGGAUCUAUGCCUAUAUGGUAGUGUGUACUAUACUGUAGAUCAGGCUAGAACAGUCAGUACAAAGCCUCUUACAUAAAGGUUCACCUGACUCAAAGUGCCAUUGUCUCCAGGUGCCAUUGACGCCAUUCCAUUUGUUCCGUUCCAACCAUGAUUAUGAGCCAUUCUCUCCUCAGCAGCCUCCUAUGAUAUAAACUAUUGUAUUGGAUUGUCUUUACAUUUUGAAUACCAUCACAUUUUAUUUGCAAUUGACAGAGCAGUGGUUCCCAAUACUGUUACGUGUGAAGGAGAGCUCAGGCUCCACAAUCUGGCUUCAACCUCCAUUAUGAGUGGCCGCUGUAUCUUUGCUUCGUGAAAAACUUUUUCUGAGCUUUUUUGACUAAUAAAAAAUCUGACCAUG
Molecule: messenger RNA, 5033 nt
Organism: Oncorhynchus keta (chum salmon)
Lineage: Eukaryota; Metazoa; Chordata; Actinopteri; Salmoniformes; Salmonidae
Product: somatostatin receptor type 2-like
Exons: 4
Coding region: 657-1826 (389 amino acids)
Biological process (GO): cellular response to glucocorticoid stimulus; cellular response to estradiol stimulus; neuropeptide signaling pathway
Cellular component (GO): neuron projection; membrane
Molecular function (GO): neuropeptide binding; somatostatin receptor activity
Source: RefSeq, a predicted model, not a curated record